CAGGCCAACAACAACUCCACGGUGCGCAUGCGCAGCAAAGGACGGAGCGGAGAGGAGACACGAGAUUGUUUAGGCGAUCUGGGGGAACGGAAACGCGAGACCGACACAAAGACAGAUCUGCAGGAUCAUGGGGAGCGUGUUCCUGCCCCCGGACGUGGCCCACUCCGUGCUGCGGCGGCUGCGUAGGGCCAACUUCCUGCUGGAGGAGCUGAAGCAGGGCAACAUCCAGAGGGAGUGCCGGGAGGAGAUCUGCACCUUCGAGGAGGCACGGGAGGCCUUCGAGGACAACGAGAAGACGAGGCGUUUCUGGGCGGAGUAUGUUCGGGAGAGCACGCCAGCGGGCGGCAUGGAGACCGUGAUGGGCGGGGUCCACUCCCUCUACCUGAUCCUGCCGCUGCUGCUGGUGGUGCUGCUGGUGGCCGCGGUGGUCAUCGCCGCGUGGCACUGCCACUCCCGCAAGCGCUCGGAGCGCAGCCCCAGCCUCGGCCCCUCCCACUACGACGCCGGCCUAUCCGUGGUCUCCAUGGAUCAGUGGGGGCGGGAGUACCACAACGGCGACCAGUCGGAGCUCAGCGCGCACAGCAGCCCGGCCUAUCAGAGCUCGGCGAACGCGUCCGGCAGAGCGAGCGCGGGCGGAGACCCGCCCCCGUCCUACGACGAGGCCGUGGGCCAAGCGGACGUCACCGUGGAGACGGAACCGCCGCCGCAGUACGAGGACAUCGUCAAGGCGACCAAUGUGGACAUAAGCAGCGGCUAGUCGGCCCCUCGUAGCUCUCUCCCCCCCCCCCCUCACACCCCCCACAGACGCCCUAACACACACUAAGACCCCCCCCGGGGGGGGAGGACUUCCGCUGGACGCGUGGCGGUGGCGUCAACCUCCCCGUCGUCACACCCAACACGCAGACCUUGUAGCCCGCCCAACGGUUAAAGAACUGUAGUCUGAAACCAGCGCUGGUUAAACUUGCACUAAUGACCCACGAGGCCGCAGAGACGAGGCCGAUACUACAGUACCAAAACACGCCCCACACGUGCCCUUCCUGCAGUUUCACUGGUCUGUGGGCAGGGUGACUCCUACGGGACUGAGCGCGUCAGGCUGUGCAGUGUGUGUGCGCGCGUGCUUGUGUAUAAAAGCGGAACGAGAAUAAAAGUCAUCGGAAUGUACAGAAAGUCCAAGCUAUACGUGUGGUUUUAAGGAAUUUGCUAGAGGCUGAUUGUAGCGGUGUGUUCGUGUGGCCCUGACGGUGUGUGUGUGUGUCUUGGUUCGUCUUGCCUGGCAUGGAUCUGGCUCUGAGCAUGGACACGGGAAGGAAGGGGGGGGCAUUGUUUGCACGUAGAAAGUCCACCCUGGCCUUCUCGCCCGCCUCACGGAAAACAGACAUUUUACUCUCACCACGGAAACCCCCCCCCCACUCUUCACCAGCACUUUCCUGGCUGGGACCAACCAGGUCCAAGGUCCUAUUCUGGUUACAUGGGGCUAGGGACCGUGUCUGAAUGUCUAACGGCUUGAAGAGGAAUAAGGGACUGAGGGGGGGGGGGGGGGGGGGAGAUCAUGCGUGAGGAGUGGAACGCGCCUGUCUUCAGAGAGAACCAUGCAGUAUUAAACGGACAGAGCCAGGUUUAGCAUGUGUAAUGUGUAUAUGGAAUUGUGUACAUGUAUAUAUACUGUAUGUGUGAAUGUACUUUUGUGUCUGUCAUACAUAUUGCAGUGAAUGCAUUGAUACUAAUGUAGCUGUUUUAAGUGGUGAAGGCAAGUGGUGGACAAACUAAGCUAUCUUUAAUGGAUACUAUGGCAGAACCUGGUUUGGUGUUUGGAUCUACACACACAGCAAUAAACAUCAGCCUUACUCGGACACAAGUCACUUCAAGGCAAAUAUGCAAUACUCCUUUGGACAGUCUAGAAGCCAAAUGUAUCUGCUAGAUAUUUAUUAACAUUGAUAAAUGUCAUAUUCUAUACAUGUGAUACUCUAAAAGCACUGAGUUGGGUGAACCUUGGCACUGUUUGUUUGGGGUUUUAAGGCCAUGACCUUGGAAAGGGUUGUAGCCAUUUUGGUUGUUGAACAUUUAAAGUAUAUGAAUAUAGUUCCUCAUCUAACAGAAUUGCAUAAUCCUUUUUAAUAAUACAUGCAGGAGGACAUGUAAAAAAAAAAAUCCUUAGGCUAUAUUCAAAGGCUUGAUUUUUUCUAAUAAAAAAUGUAAAAUGUG
Messenger RNA from Gadus morhua (Atlantic cod), 2202 nucleotides. RefSeq names its product proline rich Gla (G-carboxyglutamic acid) 1 (gene prrg1). Lineage: Eukaryota; Metazoa; Chordata; Actinopteri; Gadiformes; Gadidae. Gene Ontology annotation, molecular function: calcium ion binding. The record is from RefSeq and is a predicted model, not a curated record. The coding region runs from base 128 to 757 and encodes 209 amino acids. Gene Ontology annotation, cellular component: extracellular region. The transcript is spliced from 4 exons.